AAGAUAUCUUGUUCCUCGGCUAUAACCAUCCCCAGCCAGUAUCUAACCCUCAGCAAUGUCCAAAAGAUACCGUCAGCUACUCCGUAUCCCGGAUACAGAUGACGUAGCAUCCAACUCGCACCCUUUUGGAUCUUCUUCUACUUCUGGAUCCUCGAGUAGCGAGCUAUUGAAACGACAACGGAUCGGAACACAACUAGCAUGCAACGCAUGUCGCAAAAGAAAGAUUCGAUGCGACGGAAAUAAGCCUCAUUGUGAGGCUUGUCGACGACGAGGCGUACAAGAGCCAUGUGUCUACGUCGAAAGCCACAGCCAAAGCCAGACGAGCAAAGAAACGGAGCAAAUUCUUAACCUCUUCGACGUUAUGAAGUCAGGACCCGAGAGCCAGGCCAUCCACGUCCUACGAAUUCUACGAAUAAGUCCAACACGACAUAUUUGUAGCCAAGAGCGGACUCGUGGGCCUACUCGACAUUUAGGUUUAGAGUCCGAGCUCAUGGCAAGGCAUUCAUUAUCCUUCCCGCGGCUCCAACCCCUCGAGUCUAGUAUCUUGAAGGCAGUUCUCAGCACUGGCCGCAUAUCAGCCACCGACAGCCAGAACGCUGGCUCGCCGUUUGACUUCGAAUCCAAUCCAUUUCAAACCCAUCAUCCUCGGCAAUAUCCAACACCGAUCUUACGCCCUUGUGACGAGCGAUUGGAGAAAUUGAACAUAAGUUUCUGGACUACCGUGCCUAUUCCUUCCGAUUUGGCUGCCAAGAUUAUAUUGUUAUACUUAGAGACAGAUCACCCCCUGCUGGGUACCUUUGAUCCGGAUCUAUUUGUGAAUGACUUAAUUAACUGUGAAACGAGGUUCUGCAGUCGAUUUCUACUUAGUGCUGUCAUGUAUUGGGGUUGUCAAAUGUAUAGUGCGCUCGAUCCGACCGUCAAAGAGUAUACGCCUCAGUUCAGUGACGAGACGGAAAAGCGUUGGGCAGAAGACAAGUCGAAGGAUUCUCUUUUAACUCUCGCCGGAAUACCGUUGCUAGGCUUGGCAUAUCUGGGUGAUGGCAAAGAUCAUUAUGCCUUGACGUAUGUGUCAGAAGCAAACUCCAUGGGAACACGUAUGGGCUUUUUUGGAACCGAACACACUGUUGCAAUGCCCAAGGUACGACAAGUAAACUCUGAACUACAAAGUGCAACAUCCUAUGCCGCCUGGGGCAGCUUCAAUUGGGUAGUGCUUAUGGCUCUAUUUUACCAACAGCCCGGCCUUUCAUACCCUGAACACCCUCCCGUAUGGCCCAUACCGGGAAAUGGCUGGCAUGAAACCUCUGAAGGCAGCCCCGAGUCUAUCCGCCAAACUUUGCAGUCGACCUACAUGGGCGACACAUUUCCAGUCCUUUGCCGAUUCUGGCGAAUAAUCCACCAAGUGACUUUGCGAUACUAUCGCGAUCAGCCUUAUCCGCGCGAGGGCCUGAGCGAUCAUAUCACACUUGCAUUUGCCGAAUACAAGUAUCGCGAGCUCAUAGCUUGGGCAGAAACGCUGCCACCGUCGAUGGUGCGCUCAGAACAAAGUCCACAUCAUGUUCUGAUCUUUCAUAUCUGGUUUCACGUAGCAAUUCUUAGUAUCUUGCACCCCUUCACGGUUCGAGCGAGGGACUCUUCGAGGUCUUUACGAUUCAAGACAUUCCCUUGUAAGAGGAGCUCGCCCGAUGCGGCCUAUAAAGCGUCUGUAAAUCAACUCAAGCGCCUUAUUGUGGUAUACCGCAAGAAUUAUAUGUCUUCGACUUAUACGAUGCUAUGGCAUACAGGCCUGAUUCAUGUGGCAAACGCUAAUCUUGGCGACACAAAGGACCCUGCUUGGCGUUUCUAUCUCUUUUUCUGCAUUCAAUGCUACGGACGUCUACGGCAGGCAUACCGUUUUGCAGAAGCCAUCGGCCGAAGUUUACUAUCAAUGGCACUGCAGCAAGGCGAUUUACCAGCGAGCGAGGCGCGACACAUAAUGGAACAGUACGAGGAAAACCGGUUAAUCAACCCACCAUACGACAUCCGGGCCACAUUUAUGGCGGACUUGAACCUUGCCAUGACUAACCCUUCGGAGGCCAGCGUGGAAAGCCUGGCUGACAGGUUUGAGGACAUAGCGAUAUUCCAAGAGUUUACGAAUGCGGGGGGCUCAAGCGAGGACGAGCAGAUAGAAUCAGAUGACAAUUCUUGGGAUACGCUGUGAAAAUCUUUUGUGGUGGAGGCACGCGAUGUGUUAUGGUUGAUCAGGUUGAAGCUUCUUGCAAUAACUAUUAGCUUAGGGUUGAUCUCAAUAGUCCUGAAGUGGCAGGUUAUAGGACUAUAGACCCAAGAGUAUGGAGUUGGUUGCAACAACACUCAAAAUAACCAAUCAAUACAGCCAUUUGUACAAAGUAGAGGGCGUAUGACUUUAUACCUUCUUAGCUG
This is a messenger RNA of Fusarium redolens, 2418 nucleotides long. RefSeq lists its product as uncharacterized. Lineage: Eukaryota; Fungi; Ascomycota; Sordariomycetes; Hypocreales; Nectriaceae. Bases 56 to 2197 code for a protein of 713 amino acids. Gene Ontology annotation, biological process: regulation of DNA-templated transcription. The transcript has 8 exons. Gene Ontology annotation, molecular function: zinc ion binding; DNA-binding transcription factor activity, RNA polymerase II-specific. The record is from RefSeq and is a predicted model, not a curated record.